UGCGUGGAAGGGGAGCACCCGGGGCACGCGCUGGGCUGCAGGCAGCUGAGGGUUAACUGGGCCGGGUGCUCUUUUCCAGUGGGUGCCGAGGGGCCGGGCCGGGCCGGCGCAGAGCCCUCCCUGCACUGCGAUUGCGCGGCGCGCUGGCACGGGCCCAUGAGCUCGGCGUCAGACAGGCCGCCCAGGCCGAAGCCGGCCUCGCGGCCCGCCCAGUCACGUGACCAGAACGGGGCGCGGCGGCGGCGGCCGCCACUUUCCUAGCGGUUCCGAGGCCGGAGCCUGAGCUGCCCUCGAGCCCGUCUCCCGCUCGCGCCUUCGGCUGGUGCGGCGCGCGCGCGCCUCGAGCGAGGAUGCGGCCCGCGGCCCCGCUUCUCUUCCUGCUCCCCGUGCUGCUUUCCCGGAGCGGGGCCAGCUCCGGGGAACUCCCGGAAACAGUGCCUCUGCCAACAAAGGUUGAAAUAGAAUCCUUGAACUUCAUUACUGUAUUGCACUGGGAUUACAUGAGAAUGCCUACAACCCCUCGCUUUAUUGUGGAAAUCAAACCUUAUGAGCUAGGGAAAUAUAAGAUAGUCAGCACCUGCAUGAACACAAGAAAACAUUAUUGUGACCUCUCUAAUGAAAUAGAAGAACUGAGUCAAUCUUACUGGGCUAAAGUUAAAGCUUUCAUUGAGUUAGAAGAGUCUGAGUACGUUGAGACCAAAGAAUUUGUUCUGCGGCGGGAUGGAAAAGUAGGACCACCUACUCUGAAUGUCUCAAUUGAGAGAGACCAACUCAGGGUUGAGAUUCGCCACCCAUAUCGGAAACUUCCAUCUGCUGUUAGAAAAUAUAAGGACUUCACAUACAAUGUGUUUUUUUCGACCAAUGGAGAACCGCCCCAAGAGCUUGAAGCAGAGGAAUGUAAGAAGCAUACAUGUAGCAUAUACAUUCCAGUGUUUUCUACUGGUUCCACCUACUGUGUUUCAGCUAGAGGACGUUCAUCAAUUGUUUCAGAUCGAAUAUUUUCCAAAUCAAAUGAUAGUUGCGUUCAUAUUCCUUUAAAACAGCCACUAGACCUAAAAGGUAUUAUUAUUGGUGUUGCCGUUGUCUUUGGCGUUGGACUGAUUUUGGUAGUGUAUUGUCUUUGCAAGCAACUAAAGAAGAGAAAAAUUGAACUACCCAAGUCUUUGGUCACUGUGGUACGAAAUCUGAACUCGCGCAACAUUUUAGAAACAAAACCAGAAGCAAAAUAUAUCUCGGUCAUAAUCUCAUCAUCCAAGCCAAUGUUUUCGGUGAGUGACGAGAUAAACGUGAUAGAACAAGUAGACCAAGUUAAAGAAAUAGGGACCCCUAAUCCUGAAGACUGCAGUGAAGAAUCAGACACUGCCAGUUCCCAGGAGAUAUCAAACAAAACAGAAGAGAUGGCUAUCCAAGAAAGCAUUGCUGAAAUGACCCCUGAUGAUGAACAAAGCCAGAGAGUGAAAGAGAAUUAUUUUCAUUCUAAUAGUAGCCAAAUGGAGUUAAAUAGUAUUCCUUCAAACCCAGAGCCUUCCAAUACUGAGAUGCAAGAGUCCCUUGUCCUAAAGAGCUGCAACAAGUUUUCUGGUUAUGACAAACCUCAUGUACCAAUGGAUCUCCUCAUAGAUGUUGGGGAAGAGGAGUCCGUGAUUGCAUAUAGGCAUACUGAUGAAGUGCAUGAGUCAUGAAGAGAAUCAUUGAAGACUACAGGGUGUCCCUUUUGGUGUCCACAACAUUGAUAUUUAGAAGAUUAUGAACAUCUUAGUCCUAAUGGGAUUAUCAAUGUGACUUCUUAGAGCAGACUCUUAAAAUUGAAGGGGACUCAAAUGGAAACUGCAACUAGUGUUGUGUCGGAUGACAGUGCAGAAAAAGGGGAAGUGGCUCUGUCUCACAUUAAGCCACUUGGUGGUUUUCCUUUGACAUUUUCCUUUAGGCUAUUAAAGAACUAUCUUUAUACAAAGGAAAGGUUCUGCAGUAUCUUCUAAAUAAAGUGUGUUGAAGAAUUGUCUAUAUACCAUAUCAGUUUGGGAAUUCCCAACUCCAUGGCUAAGAACAGAUUAUAUUGGAGCCUGUUCUGUAACUAGAAGUGCUUCUGCAUGGUGGGUCAUAAAUUUGUACAUCUGCACUAAUUGCAAGACAGUAUGCCACCCCUUCAGAAUGCUCACAUUCUACAUUUACACUUACUGAAACAAUAUCUCUUGUGCUUAUAUAUUUAUCCAUGUUUUUGUAUACAGAAGCCAUAUUGUGCAAUUAUGUCUUACGCUCUGAGAAAUCUGUAUGUUAGCAUGCUACCUGACCCUCAUUGAAAAAGACUAUUUUUGAACUCUUAUCUGCUCUAUUUCUUGAAGAAGCAAUACGGUUAAGGCAGUUAUUAAAAAUGUUUAGCACUUUUCCACUAAAGCAUUUUUAUCCUAAUUCUUAAAAGAAAUAUGUGGAUUGCUAAUAAUUCCAUUGCACUUCGUGGAAAUAACUGUUUUCUUAUUAAAUUGAAAAUGCCCAUUUAAUAG
Molecule: messenger RNA, 2501 nt
Organism: Dermochelys coriacea (leatherback sea turtle)
Lineage: Eukaryota; Metazoa; Chordata; Testudines; Dermochelyidae
Gene: IFNGR1
Product: interferon gamma receptor 1
Exons: 7
Coding region: 351-1682 (443 amino acids)
Cellular component (GO): membrane
Molecular function (GO): cytokine receptor activity; cytokine binding
Source: RefSeq, a predicted model, not a curated record